AUGCCUUCCUACGUCGUAACUGGUGCAUCGAGAGGUAUUGGGGUGGGUUGGGUGUGGAAGUUAUGCGCAGACGCGAACAACAAGGUGUUCGCCGUAGUGCGCAACCCGGAGACAGCAACUCAGCUCCAGGCGUUUCUGAAAUCCGAUGAGAACAAGAACAAGAAUGUCGUCGUAAUUAAAGCUGACUUGACAGAUUAUAAGACAAUUAAGGCGGCGGCAGAGGAAGUGUCGAAAGCCACUGGAGGAACAUUGGAUCAUCUCAUCAACAAUGGUGCCCUUAUGCAUCACGAGCGGGCAAUGCUGACUAUUGAUGCCUACCCGGAUGAAGAGACACUUGAGAAUGACUUUUUGGCCUUCUUCAAGACUAACGUUAUUGGCGUCACACAUACGAUAAACGCUUUCAUCCCUCUACUCCGCGCAGGAAAUACGAAGAAAGUAUUGGUGGUCUCCUCAUCCAUGGGGUCUACUCGAUUCAACAUGGAUGCGAACUACGAGAACAUCGUGCCCUAUUCAAUCUCGAAGGCUGCCUUGAACAUGGCUGUUGUCAAAUUUGCCACGAGGUACAAGAAGGAGGGAUUCACUAUCGUGGCUGUCACGCCUGGGCUUGUGAAGACCAUCCCUGGCUUAACUCCAGAGGAACUCGAGAAAGUCUUCGAGAAAAUCGUUGCGCAAAUUCGCAUCGCUAGUCCGAAGUUCGCUGGAGCUAUAACUGUUGAACAGUCCGUCAAUGACCAACUAGCGUUGUUGGAGAGGAUAACGCCUGCGGAUUCUGGUUCUUUCGUCCAUGCAGAUGGUAGCGACGCAAACUUCCUUCACCAGUAG
This is a messenger RNA of Fomitiporia mediterranea MF3/22, 822 nucleotides long. RefSeq names its product NAD-binding protein. NCBI's taxonomy places the organism in Eukaryota, Fungi, Basidiomycota, Agaricomycetes, Hymenochaetales, Hymenochaetaceae. The coding region runs from base 1 to 822 and encodes 273 amino acids. Gene Ontology annotation, molecular function: oxidoreductase activity, acting on the CH-OH group of donors, NAD or NADP as acceptor. The record is from RefSeq and is a predicted model, not a curated record. The transcript is spliced from 6 exons.